Messenger RNA from Notodromas monacha, 547 nucleotides. NCBI's taxonomy places the organism in Eukaryota, Metazoa, Arthropoda, Ostracoda, Podocopida, Cyprididae. The record is from the annotation of a GenBank genome assembly.
AUGAAUGGUACUAAAGCUGGUUACUUGUUUAAGGACCACGGCGAAGAAAUCGUCAUCAUCAUGAAGAUGCUCGUCGUGUUCGCAUUCGUGUGCCUCGUCGCACUGACCUCUGCCACCAAGCCUCAACCCACGGUCGAGGAGGCGAUUGAGAUGCUCGACACCUGGGCAGAUUGCUUGACCUGUGUCGGCCUGGAAUGUGCCCUGAGCUGUGGCUUCAGCUGUGCCAGUGGCAACAUCAUCGGCUGUGUCGACUGCGUCUACAACGACUGCUACGACUGCUGGAUUCGUUGCGACGAACUCAUCGGCAUGCAGCAAAAGUUCUUGUGAAUCAGCAGUUUCCAACAAAGUAAAAAAUAAAUAAAAGCUUCAAUUCAUCUCACUUGAAACCAUCGGGACUCAAUUUCAAAUUUUUUCAAAGCAUAUGGAGUAAGUUCUGAGGGAAUUCUGUAUGCUACUUGUUUCGUUUUUGACGGAUUUUCCUGCUAGAUUGCCUUUGUUGAAUCAAUUUUUACGAAAUGCAGUAGAUAAAACCUCGUUUUCAAAUACC